Molecule: messenger RNA, 1633 nt
Organism: Thalassophryne amazonica
Lineage: Eukaryota; Metazoa; Chordata; Actinopteri; Batrachoidiformes; Batrachoididae
Gene: actl6a
Product: actin-like 6A
Exons: 14
Coding region: 121-1410 (429 amino acids)
Biological process (GO): nervous system development; regulation of transcription by RNA polymerase II
Cellular component (GO): NuA4 histone acetyltransferase complex; SWI/SNF complex
Molecular function (GO): chromatin binding
Source: RefSeq, a predicted model, not a curated record
UUGGACAACGUGCUGACGCCGCCUGCUUGCCUACACAUCCGAUGCUAGCACAUUGUCUUUGUUGUGAUUAUCCGCUAUAAAAAUAUAUAACAAUAAACUGCUGUUGAGUUCGUGUCGAGGAUGAGUGGUGGAGUGUACGGAGGCGAUGAGGUGGGAGCCUUGGUGUUUGACAUCGGCUCAUAUUCAGUAAGAGCUGGCUAUGCAGGAGAAGACUGUCCCAAGGCGGACUUCCCCACAGUGAUUGGUGUGACCCUCGACCGAGAGGAUGGCAGUACACCGAUGGAGACGGAUGGUGAUAAGGGCAAGCAGAGUGGCACCACCUACUAUAUUGACACCAACCAACUGAAGGUACCCAGGGAGAGUAUGGAGGUCAUGUCGCCGCUCAAGAAUGGCAUGAUUGAGGACUGGGACAGUUUCCAGGCCAUUCUGGAUCACACAUACAAGAUGCAUUUCAAAUCUGAGCCCAGCCUGCAUCCAGUACUCAUGUCAGAAGCGUCGUGGAACACACGAGCAAAGCGAGAGAAGCUAACAGAACUGAUGUUUGAGCAUUACAACAUUCCUGCCUUCUUUCUUUGCAAAUCCGCUGUGCUGUCUGCCUUUGCUAAUGGGCGUUCCACAGGCUUAGUGUUGGACAGCGGAGCCACACAUACAACAGCAAUUCCAGUACAUGAUGGCUAUGUCCUCCAGCAAGGUAUUGUCAAAUCGCCGCUAGCAGGUGACUUCAUGAGCAUGCAGUGCAGGGAGCUGUUCCAAGAAUUAAAUGUUGAAAUAAUUCCUCCUUAUAUGAUUGCAUCAAAGGAUGCGGUACGUGAAGGAGCCCCAGCCAACUGGAAGAAAAAAGAGAAACUUCCUCAAGUCACCCGCUCGUGGCAUAACUAUAUGUGUAAUACUGUAAUCCAAGACUUCCAGGCGUCUGUACUGCAGGUGUCCGACUCGCCGUAUGAUGAACAGGUUGCUGCCCAGAUGCCCACAGUACACUAUGAGCUGCCCAAUGGCUACAACUGUGACUUUGGGGCAGAGAGGCUAAAAAUCCCAGAAGGACUGUUUGACCCCUCAAAUGCCAAGGGGCUGUCUGGAAACACUAUGUUAGGAGUCGGCCACGUGGUGACCACCAGCGUGGGAAUGUGCGACAUCGACAUUCGACCUGGUCUUUAUGGCAGUGUUGUGGUGACUGGAGGAAACACGCUCAUUCAGGGAUUCACUGACCGACUGAACAGAGAACUCUCCCAGAAGACGCCUCCGAGCAUGAGGCUGAAGCUGAUAGCCAACAACACAACAGUAGAGCGCCGGUUCAGUGCCUGGAUAGGAGGCUCCAUCCUGGCAUCGCUUGGAACCUUCCAGCAAAUGUGGAUCUCCAAACAGGAGUACGAGGAGGGAGGAAAACAGUGUGUGGACAGAAAAUGUCCUUGAUUUGACACUUUGCCACUGGUCACUUUUAGCCUCAAGUCCAAUGUGAUCCAUCAUUCUGGCCUGACCUCAGGAACAUCUGUGGAAAAUUUCAGUUUUGCUACAAGAAAGUCACCUCUGUCCAUAUGCUGUCUUGGAUUUAUUGUAGAAAUCAGUCUACAGUGUAAAGUAUGUUGCUUUGAAAAUACAUUCGACUUCCUUUGUCAUAAAAGUUUGUUGUUCUGUA